This is a messenger RNA of Cylindrotheca closterium, 1257 nucleotides long. Lineage: Eukaryota; Bacillariophyta; Bacillariophyceae; Bacillariales; Bacillariaceae. The record is from the annotation of a GenBank genome assembly.
AUGCUGUCGAUACCCAAUGCUCACAAGAUCCGAAUCCUCAUUGCUUUCGUUUCGUCGACCAUCGUGCUGGUAUCCAGCGUCUACAACGUGACGGCUAUCUUUACAAGAAAUAUUCUCCAUGACAUCAUCUUGGAAGAAAGACGGGAACUGGAGUUGACCUCCAAUCUUCGUCAUUCUGACGGCACUUUUAGAAAUGAAGAAAACUACCGUGAAACAACAACGACAACAACUCUUGGCCCAUGCAAAGGGCAAAGCAGCAGAAAGUACCGCACUGCAAAGAACAUUGAAAUCGAUUUAUGGAACGAGAUUGAGCAAGCUUUGUCACCUAGCAAAGUCGUAGGCUCAGAUGUGAACACUGACAUUACAUACCAUGAACAGACAAGCAAAACAAUCAAAAGCAAUAUUUCGAAGUCGAGGAAACGACAACCAAGAAAGUCAAAAGGCAAGGUCAAUAAGACGCAAAAGAAAGGUAGUACCCCAUUGAAUGAUACGACAAUUAUCAUCACAACCAAUUGGAUGCCAAGUGUCCCGUCGACAGAUCAACUCGACAAGGUAAUCCAUUCGCUUAGCUUUCUCCAUGGACUGCCAAAAGAUACACCCAUGGUCAUUGCUGUGGAUGGCGCCUAUGAAAGUGGCGCUCGAUACAAAAGCGUCCGUAAUGUAGACAUGCGCAACUACGUCAAAGCGAUCAAGGCAAAGUACAACAACAAGAAACAUGUCAAAAUCAUCACAUCGUCCAAGAAAAUUAUGUUGGUAAGAAACAUGAAACGAGCACUGCGAAAAGUACACACAAAGUAUGUGCUUGUGCUCCAGCACGACCUUCCUUUUAUCAACGAAGUGAACCAUACUGGCCUAAUUGAUACAAUGGAAUCCCAUUCUGAAGUUCGGCUGGUGCGCUUCCCAACAGCUCGCGUUCUGACGAGGAAACGCGAUGGAAGUGUUUGCAACGAGAAGGAAGUACACUUUGAAUCCGAGAACGGAAUUCAAUUGACGAAAACACAUGUAUGGAGUGACAGAAACCACUUGACACGAAAACAAUACUAUGAGGAAAUGUUUCAACUACCAGGAUGGAAUAGUGUAAGGGCCAUGGAAUUCCAUAUGCAACAGUUUGGAAAGAAGAAUUGCUCUCAUUGGGGCACCUACCUGUAUGGUGCACGAGGUAGUAAUCCCACAAUCUUUCAUAUGGAUGGAAGAAGAGAUGGCCAGUUUAUGACAAGUACGAAACGGGUAUAUGGAAACUUGACCGGGAUCUUAUAA